UAGGGGUUAAAAAUAAAAGAUAUCCACCGAUUCUAGCACCCGAUACCUGUUACAAUCGAUCGACGGGCCUGACGUGCUGUGUUAUCAAAGUUUGCUCUCGUAGGACGGAUCGCUUUUGAGGCGGAAGCGUUAGAAAAUUGUAUCAUCACACUUGAACCAAACCGUGUGCACCUCAAAAAUAACGAUACCACCAAUCCCCAGUAGAGAUCAGCUUUAGCAGCAUUUAACAAUAACGAGCCUUCUUCGUGUAACUAUUGGCGGUAGACAGAGGAAUCGUAAUAUAUCUUACCCUGCUGGAAAAGAACAAGCAAAAGCAAAAAGGACCCGUCUCUAGUCUAAGUGGCUCUCCGGUGUGGGUCGCUACGGGAAAUUUCUAUCAUUUCGACAGCUUGACGUGUGUGCGUACUGCCUCUGGACAGCGAUCAUUGCCAUCGAGCUAGACGAUCGUCAUCUUAUCUCCUCCGUUUUCAGUAGUAUCGUCAAAAUACGAAUCAAAAGAGGCACCAUGUAUUGGGACACAGUGAGUACGCCGUCCGAUGUCGACGCGUUGCUUAGCAAAGAGGGUUUAACCCUUGAAGAGGUACUGGAUUAUGAAAACGUUCUACAAGAAUGUAAAACGCAGAAUCCUAAACUGUUACAAUACUUAAACCGCACCGAAAUAUUCGAUGCACUCAUCGAUCUCAUAAUUCAGGAACCGCCCGCUAAUGUGGAUGACAAUAUACGCUUCAUGCAUUCCAACAUGGCAUGCGAAAUACUUACCAGUGAUGUACCGUCCUUCAAAACGCACCUCGUCGAGAAUCAGAACUUUCUGAACAAGUUGUACAGUUUCCUCGUCAAGGAACCCCCGCUCAAUCCACUGUUGGCCUCGUUCUUCUGUAAAACUUUCGGCAUGCUGAUAACGAAGCAGAACGAGCAGGAUUAUUUUUCCUAUAAAUCUGUGUGCCUACAAGUAUUAGAGUUUAUCAAAUCGAAGAAAGGUUUCCUACCGACGAUCCUGAAGCACUUCGGCAACCAGGUCAUUAGUGAUCUACUGCUCUCCCACAUCACCGAUAUCGAGGAUGCCGAGUUAAAAUCUGAACUGCUCGAAUGGCUCAAUGAGCAGAAGCUGGUGUCCGAAAUCAUAGCCUUACUCAAGCAAAACGGCCAGGUGCAGAAACAUUACAACGCAUCGCAGUUUCUGAUCGAGCUGAUCAAGAUCAGCCGGUGUAAGCGUCAAAAUGAACGGCAGAACAAAGUUACGUCGGACCCUAUCUUAGAUAUGUUGGAAAGUGAAAUCACAACGAAGCAACUGCUGGACAUUAUUCUUGAAGAAAAUGGCGAAGAAAGUGCAAUUGUAGCAGGAAUUCAGAUUAUUUUGCGACUGCUGGAAAACGCGAUAAUACAAGAGCCUGUCUCAGAUACAGCGUUACAAAUUGUUAUCGAUGCUGAAAAGGAACACCACGACUUGGUCGUAACGCGCAUGGUGCAUGUUAUCAAACAGCGAAUCGCUGAAUUUGUUGAAAUUUUGGAGAACCCACCCGCGAAACCCGACAUAAUUACUACCUUCGGUACAUUGUCACCACCGUUGGGUAACGUGAGACUUCAGAUUUGUAAUUUAUUUACAGUAUUAAUAGAAACAGAAGACAAAGAGGUUAUCACAACAAUUUGCGAGACCAACUAUUAUAAUAUCCUGCUCAAGCUGAUUAAGCAAUACUGUUGGAAUAAUUUCCUUCAUAGUCGUGCAAAUGUAUGCAUCAAGUAUGCCGUCGGUUCGUUCGAUCAGAAUGAAGGAGCUGGUGCUGAUGGAGAUAGCAAUCUUGUUAUCUCAAAUCUACAGCGACACAUUAUUACCGAUUGUAAGGUAGCACCGAAGAUGCUGGAUCUGUUCCACGAUGAUUCCACUUAUAAACCGUGUAGACGUGUCAAUCCGGGGUAUAUGGGUCAUCUGUAUGAUAUGCUAGAUGCGUUGAUUACCAGUAUGAAGCUAUCGAAGGAAAUCCGUGCCUUAGUACAUUCGACAUUGACACAGGAAGAGCUGAACACCUGGCUGGUACACUUUGAGUUACCCGGCAAUCAUCUGUCAGAAGUAUUGGCUACCCAAAAGAAAUUUUUGGCUGACGAAGACCCAACUCAUAUCAUAUGCGACGGAAUGCACGGACUACAUAACCCCAGUGAUGGACUGGGAUUCCCCCUUCGUCAGCUGGUCGAUGAUGUCAGUCUAGUAAAUAACAAACCAGAAUUAGAAGAGUUGUUUGAACAAAUCACCAACAACUUGAAGUCCUUUGAGCUCAAUGUCAGGAAUGAAAUGUACGGGAAUGAAAUGUUAGGUACAUCAUCCGGUAUCUCUACGGGCAGUCUAGUUAAGGAUGAUGACGAUCCGUUCAGCAUGUUCGGCUACGAUCGUGAAAAUGCGGAUGAAGAUGAAGACGGUAUAGAUCCAUUUUCGCCUUUACAAUCCGCCGGUAACUUAUCGCACAAUGCUUCCAAUCUGCAUGAUAUAUUGAUGCGUGAUAUUUUGUUUGCCAAUAAUCAACCUGCACUGGAUGACGAGAAUCAUGAAAUAAUGAAACUUUUGCAAGAGGAAAAAUUUACCGGUUUGGAAGAGUUGCUUUCGGGCGUAGAAUUGUUCGAUAGUCAAGGAUCUGCCAGCAGCCUUCCCACAUCUACAGCCGUUCUUUCCGAAGUACCGACCGAAGCUCUUUUAGGCAACACAGAUACAUCGUUUAAUGUGAACGGAUCACUGUUCGAUUUGGAAAAUGCAGACAUUUUCAAUGCCAACUCCUUACCUCCAACUGAUGUUGACCUUGAAGGUGCUUCAAAUGUAAUAGCACCGACCAGCCUGCAGGAAAAAUCUCCUGAACCGGAACCGUCGCCGAUGCCAAUCGUCGAUCACACGAGUGACCAGCAUGGUGAACCUACUACUCCAGUUGCCGCUUCAGCUCCAGCAACACCAGCAGUUGAUGCUAUGGAGGAAGCAAUCGUGAGUCAAACACCAGAUAAUGGUAAAAAUGAACAUCUCCGCAGUAGUAUUGCCGACGAUAGCAUGCUCAGUGAAACGAACAAAUCGGCCAACUCGGCAGAGAAUGAAUCUUUCACAGAACAGAACGAGCAGAAUAUUGCAGCAGAAAAGGAUCUUGAAGUAAAGUCUUGUGAUGUUAAUGCUACAGAAGCCACUAGCAAUGGCAAUGAAAACAGUAGCAGCAGCACCACCACCACCAAUGCAAGUGAUGAUACUGCCAGUAGUGCGGCUAACUCGUCGGGUUCUUCAAACACUACUGAGAGUAGUGGGAGUGCCAAUUCGGCCACUACCGAUUCGACCACAUCCAGCGACAACAGCGCCGAGGCGGGUGGUGGUGAUUCGAGUGGGCCAACAGAUAAUUGA
Molecule: messenger RNA, 3361 nt
Organism: Anopheles nili
Lineage: Eukaryota; Metazoa; Arthropoda; Insecta; Diptera; Culicidae
Gene: fmt
Product: serine/threonine-protein phosphatase 6 regulatory subunit 3-B
Exons: 13
Coding region: 506-3361 (951 amino acids)
Cellular component (GO): cytosol; nucleus
Molecular function (GO): protein phosphatase binding; protein phosphatase regulator activity
Source: RefSeq, a predicted model, not a curated record